CUCUCUAUAUAUAUAUAUAUAUAAGGUGUAUUUGUACACUAAUUGUAGUUGGUCUUCUUCUUUUCCCUUAGAACUUUAUUUCAUCUCCAUCAUCUCCAUCUCCUUGAAUUAAAAAUGGCUGAGGAAGUUACCAAAUCCAUAUAUGAUAUCACUGUUAAGGAUAUGAAUGGCAAUGAUGUGAACCUGAGUACCUACAGUGGAAAGGUUCUUCUUAUUGUCAAUGUUGCCUCAAAAUGUGGACUUACUCAUUCCAACUACAAAGAGAUGAAUGUGUUAUAUGAGAAGUACAAGGACAAAGGAUUUGAGAUAUUAGCAUUUCCAUGCAACCAGUUUGCUGGUCAGGAGCCUGGAAGUAAUGAGGAAAUUAAAGAAGUUGCAUGCACUAUGUUCAAAGCUGAGUUUCCGAUCUUUGAUAAGAUUGAAGUAAAUGGGAAAAAUGCAGCACCACUAUACAAGUUCCUGAAAACCCAGAAAGGUGGCAUUUUCGGGGACGGCAUCAAGUGGAACUUCACCAAGUUUCUUGUGGCUAAAGAUGGAAAGGUUGUGGAGAGAUAUGCGCCCACCACUUCACCCUUAAAGAUAGAGAAGGACAUUCAGAAGCAGCUGGAGGCUUAAUUAUCUAAAUAUUAUGCUUGUGAUGUGAAUACAUGUUGAGUUGAAUAAAGAAAAACUCUCCUUUUAAUUUAUAUUGUGGUGUAAACAUCUAGACAUAUUGAAGUUAAUAAAAAUUGCUGCUUCUAUCUGA
This is a messenger RNA of Ananas comosus (pineapple), 745 nucleotides long. Its product is annotated as probable glutathione peroxidase 2. Gene Ontology annotation, biological process: response to oxidative stress. The record is from RefSeq and is a predicted model, not a curated record. Bases 115 to 615 code for a protein of 166 amino acids. Gene Ontology annotation, cellular component: cytosol. The transcript is spliced from 6 exons. Gene Ontology annotation, molecular function: glutathione peroxidase activity. Lineage: Eukaryota; Viridiplantae; Streptophyta; Magnoliopsida; Poales; Bromeliaceae.